Molecule: messenger RNA, 1493 nt
Organism: Drosophila navojoa
Lineage: Eukaryota; Metazoa; Arthropoda; Insecta; Diptera; Drosophilidae
Gene: ND-51
Product: NADH dehydrogenase (ubiquinone) 51 kDa subunit
Biological process (GO): mitochondrial electron transport, NADH to ubiquinone
Cellular component (GO): respiratory chain complex I
Molecular function (GO): NADH dehydrogenase (ubiquinone) activity; FMN binding; 4 iron, 4 sulfur cluster binding
Source: RefSeq, a predicted model, not a curated record
CGUGUCGUAGCGAAAAUGGCUGCAAUUGUGCGAUAUAAUUUGUUAACAAAACCACAAUUUGUGGCUGCGCUGCCGGGCGCAGUACAGUUGCGCUUGCAGAGCACUCAAGCACCACCACCAGGCACUCCGCCCCCACAAACAAAAACCAAAUUCGGCCCUUUGGCAGAUGAGGAUCGCAUCUUCACGAAUCUUUAUGGUCGCCAUGAUUGGAGGUUGAAGGGUGCACAGAAGCGCGGCGAUUGGUACAAGACCAAGGAGAUUGUAUUGAAGGGUCCUGACUGGAUUAUCAAUGAGAUCAAGACCUCCGGAUUGAGAGGACGUGGUGGAGCUGGUUUUCCCAGUGGCAUGAAAUGGUCAUUUAUGAAUAAGCCCGGUGAUGGACGCCCCAAAUAUCUAGUUGUAAAUGCUGAUGAGGGUGAACCAGGCACUUGCAAGGAUCGCGAGAUUAUGCGCCACGAUCCACACAAGCUGGUCGAGGGUUGUCUAAUUGCUGGUCGUGCUAUGGGUGCACAAGCCGCGUACAUUUACAUACGAGGCGAGUUCUACAACGAGGCUUCUAACAUGCAGCUGGCCAUAGCCGAGGCCUAUCAGGCUGGUUUGAUUGGCAAGAAUGCUUGCGGCAGUGGUUAUAACUUUGAUGUAUUCAUGCAUCGCGGCGCCGGCGCUUACAUAUGCGGCGAGGAGACAGCGCUGAUUGAAUCGCUUGAGGGUAAGCAGGGCAAGCCACGAUUGAAGCCGCCAUUCCCCGCUGAUGUGGGUCUCUUUGGUUGCCCCACCACGGUGACCAAUGUCGAGACUGUAGCAGUGGCACCCACCAUUUGUCGUCGCGGUGGCAAUUGGUUUGCUAGCUUUGGGCGUACUCGUAAUUCGGGAACCAAGCUCUUCAAUAUCUCUGGCCAUGUGAACCGGCCAUGCACCGUUGAGGAGGAGAUGUCCAUACCACUUAAGGAGCUAAUCGAGCGGCACUGCGGCGGAGUCAUUGGUGGUUGGGAUAACCUACUGGGCGUUAUACCUGGAGGCUCAUCGACGCCCAUUAUACCACGUAAGGUGUGCGAUGAUGUGAUCAUGGAUUUCGAUGGCUUGAUUGCGGCGCAGACAUCACUGGGCACAGCGGCCAUCAUUGUGAUGGACAAGUCGACGGAUGUAAUUAAGGCGAUUGCGCGCUUGAUUUCGUUUUAUAAGCACGAGAGUUGUGGCCAGUGCACUCCCUGUCGUGAGGGCAUUGGCUGGAUGAACAAGAUUAUGACACGCUUUGUCAAAGGCGAUGCCCAGCCCUCUGAGAUAGACAUGCUAUGGGAGAUAUCCAAACAGAUUGAGGGACACACGAUUUGUGCAUUGGGCGAUGGCGCCGCUUGGCCCGUGCAAGGACUCAUUCGUCACUUUAGGCCAGAAAUUGAGAAGCGAAUGCAACAGUACGCGCAGCAGUCAAAGCGCGCCACAAAUUAAAUUAUGUUAUAGCUAAUUAAAUAUACUUCAUUUAAUUUGCAAAUAAA